This is a messenger RNA of Lolium rigidum, 497 nucleotides long. RefSeq lists its product as uncharacterized. The coding region runs from base 1 to 351 and encodes 116 amino acids. The transcript is spliced from 2 exons. The record is from RefSeq and is a predicted model, not a curated record. NCBI's taxonomy places the organism in Eukaryota, Viridiplantae, Streptophyta, Magnoliopsida, Poales, Poaceae.
AUGGCGCGAGGAGCGGAAGUCGACCAGGAGCAGCAGCAGCAGCAGCCCUUGGUGGAUCAGGUGAAGGAAUAUCAGGCGCGAUCCAGGCAGGCCUGGGCAGCCUCAUCCUUCCUCUCCUCCACCUCCACCUCCACCGCAAGCUCCAGUUCCUCAUGGCUUGACGGUUUGCUCGUCAUAUGGGCGCUACUGUUACUUGCUUUACUGCUAUUCACGUUUGUUGCUUUUUAUUUCAAAUUCGUAGGACUUGCUUUCCUGUUUGCAUUUGGUGCUGCACUUCUUUAUAUAUGCAUGAGACUAAAGAGAAAGCACAAGAGAAGUAAACAAAGAGUGCUUCUUCCGUUGUCAAUGUAACAUACACCUGACUUCUGCAAAUACUUCUGUCACAACUUCUGCAAAUGCUUCUGUCACAACAUGUAAAGUGUUCUCUUUAAUUCGUGAAUACAUUGUACACUUACAGCAUUGUUCAUACACUAUUUUUCACUUUGAGUAUUUACAUC